ACGUUUAAUAAACGGUUUAUCGGUUUUACUAGCUAGACUUAAAAAAAAUAGAUCUGCUCCUUAAACUCUAGUCUAGAUUCUAGAUUGUUUUUGUUUUGUUUUUUUGUGAUCUGGUUGAAAGCAAAAUGGGGGAUAAUGAGACACCUGUUUCAUCCAUACCUGAGUCAAAACAAGAGAGGUUUAGCAGUAUUCAAAGUAAAUUCAAAGAAAGCUAUGGUGAGGAUCCUACAUUCUUUGCCAGAGCACCAGGAAGAGUUAAUCUCAUAGGUGAACACAUUGAUUACUGUGGCUAUUCUGUGCUGCCAAUGGCUGUUGAACAAGAUAUUGUCAUGGCUGUGUCCCCAGAUCCUAGUGGGAAAAUAUCUUUAAUCAGUUCAGAUUCACAGUUUCAAGCAUUUGAAGGGGAUGUUUCCAAUAUAAAUAUCACUAAAGACGUGCCUCACUGGUAUAAAUAUGUUCUGUGUGGUGUGCUGGGGAUAAAAGAACAUUUUCACACCAAUGACCAGACUGUGAAGGGUUUUAAGGCCAUUGUAGACGGGACAGUACCCAAAAGUGCUGGGUUGUCCAGCUCUAGUGCACUUGUCUGCUGCUCUGCCCUUGCCAUGCUCAGGGCCAACAAAUGGCACCUUGCUAAAGAUCAGCUUGCAGAACUGUGUGCUAAGUGUGAAAGAUAUAUAGGUACUGAGGGUGGAGGUAUGGAUCAAGCCAUUAGCUUUACUGCAAGGGCAGGCUGGGCAAAGUUGAUAGAGUUCAAUCCCUUAAGAACAACCGAUGUAAGACUUCCAGAGAAUGCAUCAUUUGUAGUGAGCAACAGUUUAUCUGAGAUGAACAAGGCAGCAACUCCACAGUUUAACACAAGGGUUGUUGAGUGCCGUUUGGCUGCUCAGGUACUAGCAGCCUCUCAAGAUGGAAUCAAAUGGAGAGAGAUUAAAAGACUUGGUGAACUUCAAGAGAAGCUGGGGGUGGGGCUGGAUGACAUGCUCAAGCUUGUUGCAGCUCAGCUACACACUGAGCCAUACUCCAAGCAGGAAAUUUGUCAGAUCUUAGGAGUUGGUCCUGAAGAGCUGGCUGAGACUAGUCUUAGUGCCAACACUCUCCAUGUGGAGACAUUUUACCUGUAUCAGCGUGCUACUCAUGUGUACGGUGAGGCUAAACGUGUGCUGCGUUUUAAAGCUGUCUGUGAUGAUCAGCCAGCAGACGCCCUGUUACAACUAGGUCAGCUAAUGAAUGAAAGUCACGCCAGCUGUAGGGACUUGUAUGACUGCAGUCAUCCUGACUUGGACAAGCUGGUAGAAAUUUGCAAGAAAAAUGGUGCAGUUGGUUCCCGUAUGACAGGUGCAGGAUGGGGUGGAUGUGCUGUUUCCAUUGUAAAAUCUGGCAACAUCUUGCCGUUGCUAACUGGCACUAGAGAUGAUUAUUACAAGCCAACACCUGCCAGAAUGGCUAAAGUUACAGAAUCUCUGUUUGCUACAACACCAGGAGAUGGAGCAGCAUUUUAUACUUUAUAGCCUCAUAGAAAAGCUAGUGACUAUUUUUUCUUCUCUACUGUUCUGUUAGUUGCAUGUAUUUCUUUACAGUGCAUACCAUAAAUAUGCACUGUUUAUACAGAAUUUAUCAAAUACCUUGUAUCAUAACUUUUUUAAAAUAAAAUUUAAGAUCUACUGAUAGUUUUCAAAUGCAGUAGUCUUAUAAGUUAUAACAUUUUAAUUUUUAUGAAAUUUGAAAUGUAAGUCUAUUUUAUUAUUGGAGCUGAUCACCUACAAAAAUAUGGGUCAUAUAGAAUCAAGAAAUGUGUUACUUGUAGAUGAAAGAGUGUCCAUAAAACUGUAUGUGCUGAUGGAGGAAUUACUGGAAACAAGAGAUUUUCAGAUCAACGUUUAAUGCUUUUUACAGAAAUAUAUUCACACAUUUUAGUUUUUGUGCUGAUCACCUAGAACUGAAGAUUCAAAUGUUGUCUAAAACCAUUCAUAAAACAGCUGUAUUCAUCAUUUGGUAAAGUAACUUCCAUUCCAUUAAUCUUUUUUUUAAAUGUAUUCAAUUUUAGUCAUCCGUUUUUUUACAUUUAAACUAUCCUUAAGAAACAAAGUUCAGUACAGUUAAUAUAAUUUAUUCUUGAUUAUUUAGUUUUUAUGUAUAUUGAGUUUGUCUCUCACUAUUAAAUGUUUAGUUUUUUUAUGUUUAUUGAGUCACUCAUUAGUGGAUGUGUUUUAACCUGUUACUGUCAGUGUCUUAUGAUAUGGUUGAGAUUAUAUUACAGAUCACAAGCAUUUUGCUGUGCUCAUUUUUUUCUUGGCUAUUGUGAUUUUUUUUGUCUAAGAUAUAAACAAUAUUGCUCACUUUAUUAAAUCUAUGGAUUG
Molecule: messenger RNA, 2357 nt
Organism: Physella acuta
Lineage: Eukaryota; Metazoa; Mollusca; Gastropoda; Physidae
Product: N-acetylgalactosamine kinase-like
Biological process (GO): galactose metabolic process; carbohydrate phosphorylation
Cellular component (GO): cytosol; cytoplasm
Molecular function (GO): galactokinase activity; ATP binding
Source: RefSeq, a predicted model, not a curated record